CAUGCCUCAUGGACCUGGAUCUUCUGGGCCGGUUAGACUGUGAUCGUCGAGCCAUCGUCCAGGCUACUAGACGGCAACAAGUACUGAUGCAGACUAGUGUUGUCCAGAGCGCGAUGAGUGGCUGAUGGUGCCGUUUAUGCGGCCAUAAUCUAUUACAAAGAUCAAAUAGGCAGAAGCUCAAAACCUCCUAGUUUUCGUUAAUAAUUUGUUCAACUGCACCCAUGUCGACGGCCACAAAGCAGACACUUGCUAUCGGUGGCAUCACAGUGCAUGUUUACUCACAACCGAACGCGACAGAUCCUGCCACACCUGUCACCGUCCUGUUUCUCCUACAUGGCAGGAAGCGCACGGUUAAAGACUGCGAGUGGAUCGCAGAGUCUACUUUGAAGUGGACCCAGGAACAGCGCAAAGCCAGCAGAAAUCAAGCCCAGGAUCUGCUUAUCGUGACUUUUGGUCUGCGCAAUCACGGCUCACGGGUUGUGGACAGGCAUGCAAAUAACGGCUGGAAGAAAGAAGCAUCCGAGAACAAUGCGCGCUACGCAGUGGACAUGUAUGCGAUAAUCGCUGGGACGUCGAGAGACAUUUCCUUCCUGAUUGACUUUCUACCGUCGUACUUGUAUCCGUCCGGAGACCGUACCAUCGCGCAAUGGCUCGUGGGGGGCCUCAGCCUCGGAGGCCAUACUACAUGGUAUACUUUACGAAAUGAGCCAAGGGUGGUAAUCGGCAUUGUGAUCGCCGGCUGCCCGGCUUACCUCAAGAUGAUGGCCGAACGAGCGAAGGAGAUGGGCAUCCCAUUCACACCACCACACAUACCAAAAUCGCUACUUCACUUCAUCCAGGCGCACGACGCAGCCGCAGCGCCAUACAUGUCCUCCGGCAGCUCCAAUCCGUUCCUCGGCAAGAAGGUGCUCGCCUUGGCGGGCACAGCUGACAAGUCAGUUCCCUGGGCAGCAUCGCGAGGGUUUGUGGAGAAUCUGAACGUGGGAGAAGGUGGUGUGAAACAAGUUUUUAUUCAGCCCGGAGUGGGCCAUGAGUGUACCGGGGAGAUGGUGAAGGUUAUGUCCAAGUUCAUUUGGGAACAGGCGCUGGCUGUUUGACAAACUAGAACAAGGGCCUGGCUACCUUAGCGAUUGCGUUGAAUCUCCCAUACGAGACCGUCAUAUCGAAAGAAAACGG
Molecule: messenger RNA, 1176 nt
Organism: Laetiporus sulphureus 93-53
Lineage: Eukaryota; Fungi; Basidiomycota; Agaricomycetes; Polyporales; Laetiporaceae
Exons: 6
Coding region: 222-1097 (291 amino acids)
Source: RefSeq, a predicted model, not a curated record